UACGUCAUUGCCGUGCGGAAGACGAUUGGUUGGCGACCCUGCCUAAUCUCAGCGCUGAGCGGCUAAGGUUUUGUUCACCAUGUUGGAUGAACAGCUCAUUUCAGUUACCUCGUGACCAAUACUUUUAUCAUGUCACAUAAGCGUCGUGAGCUUGAAGUGUAGAGGAUCAGCCGAGUGACGUUUUUUUUCCCUCAACUGACAGCGUCAAGGCCCAGCGGAACCAACGGAAGGACUGCUGUUUUUAUGUGGAGAUACAGAUACCCAUUAGCUAGCUCUGAGUUGUCAGAUUGAAUAAGGCUGUCUAGCUCCUGGCGGUAGAUUUUGUCCCACAACAAACGGAUUUAACUUGUUAGUCUGUUUGGAUGCGCGCUUCUGAGCCGUAUUAGGACAGAGUAGAAUACAGAUACACACACAAAGCUGUCGAUGGGGGAAUUACUUUGUCUGCCAGCCGUCUGUGAGGAUUUCUCUUCUCGUGUUUUGAGUCAUGGUCGAAGCUUCGUCACCCUGUCAAACUGAUGGGGGUUUCUUUGGAAGCACGCGGCUCGCUGGAUUUCUAUAAUAAUAUGUGAAUAGGGUGGAUUGCCGAGGCCCGGGCCUGCCUGCCUCUCUGCGCUGCUGUAUUGUAGCCUUGGCUGGGUUACACCUCCUCUGCACCGGAUCAGCAGCGUUAAUUACGACUCUGAGAUUACCUCUGCCAUCAGAGUAGCUGUUUGGCCUGUGCACACAUCUUAAGGAGAAUUCAGUUUGGAAUAACAGAUGCGAUUUUAAGCCGUGUGGUGAGAAAAGCAACGGCGCCAGACCCGAGUGUGUGGCAAACUUGGAACACUUAUAAGAUGAAUGCUCUGCUUCCCAUGUGACCUGCUUUAGAUCGCACUGUUUUAUUAAGAGGGGAAGGUGAAUUUUUCCCAGGAGGAGAGGUUGAACAGUCUCUGUGAAGUGCAUAUAAGUUUUUUUUUUCUAUUGAAUAUUUUCGGUUUGUCACUGACAGCAGUGGCACUGUUAAAGCUGCAUAGAUUGUAUGUUUGGGUGGUCCAUUGCCCAUAAUAUGCUCUCCGUCACUAGUUUCAGACUUCAGUAGUCUAAUGGUGUACCUAAUAGAAAAUUAAUUUAGGGGAAGUGGGGCAGAGCCUAGUUAGUAUUAUGCUAAAACGCCAUACCAGAUAUCGGAUAAUUUCUGUCAAAGUGAUUGACUUUGGACGCUUAAAGGACAAAAUAUAUUUUCUCUAUGUUUGCCAUGAAUUGUAUUAACCGUGGGGUUGCUGUCUGGUUGCCAUUAGUAUCAUUUUGAGAAGCAGUUUGAAAAGUUGGCAUUUAAGUAUCAUUGGAUGGCUCUUUGCGGUACAACUGCUGCAAAUGUUACAAAAAUGAUGGCUGCUUACAACGGUGGCUCCUCAGCAGUAGCUGCCCAUCACCCCCAUCACCACCACCACCAGCUCCAGCACCUACCGCCUCCCCACAUGCAUCACCACCACCACCACCACCACGCGGGCCAGCACCACUUACAGCACCCAGGCUCAGCCGCUGCUGUGCACACGGUCCAGCAGCACACAUCAACGGCUGCCGCUGCGGCGGUGAUGCUAAACCCCGGACAGCAGCAGCCCUACUUUCCCUCUCCAGCCCCCGGGCAAGCUCCCGGGCCGGCGGCGGCCGCGGCUCCCGCACAGGUCCAAGCGGCUGCAGCAGCCGCUGUCAAAGCUCACCACCAUCACCAUCAGCAGCAGCAACACACGCACCAUUUACAGCAGCAGCUGGAUAUUGAGCCUGACAGACCCAUCGGCUACGGGGCGUUUGGAGUUGUCUGGUCAGUGACAGACCCCAGAGACGGAAAGCGAGUUGCUCUCAAAAAGAUGCCUAAUGUCUUCCAAAACCUUGUUUCUUGUAAGAGGGUAUUUCGUGAGCUGAAGAUGCUGUGCUUCUUCAAACAUGAGAAUGUGCUCUCUGCGCUGGAUAUACUACAACCUCCACACAUUGACUACUUUGAAGAAAUCUAUGUAGUAACUGAACUGAUGCAAAGUGACCUCCAUAAGAUCAUUGUAUCACCGCAGCCUCUGAGCUCAGACCAUGCCAAAGUUUUUCUUUAUCAAAUUCUGCGAGGACUUAAGUACCUUCACUCUGCUGGAAUUCUACAUCGAGACAUCAAACCUGGCAACCUCCUAGUCAACAGCAACUGUGUGCUCAAGAUCUGUGAUUUUGGCCUGGCCCGAGUGGAGGAGUCGGAUGAAUCAAGACACAUGACUCAGGAAGUGGUGACACAGUACUACCGAGCUCCAGAAAUCCUCAUGGGGAGCCGCCACUACUCCAACUCUAUUGAUAUCUGGUCUGUAGGCUGCAUCUUUGCUGAGUUGCUAGGGCGACGCAUCCUCUUCCAAGCCCAAAGUCCUAUUCAGCAGCUGGAUUUAAUCACUGACCUGUUGGGGACACCUUCUAUGGAGGCGAUGAGGACGGCAUGUGAGGGCGCUCGUGCACAUAUUCUCAGAGGACCUCACAAACAGUCAAAGAGGAUUUCAGCCAAAGAUGCCCUGGCUCAUCCUUAUCUAGACGAGGGUCGACUUCGCUACCACACGUGCAUGUGCAAAUGCUGCUAUACCACAUCCUCGGGUCGCGUGUACACCAGUGACUUUGAGCCCAUCACUAACACCAAGUUUGAUGAUGGCUUUGAGAAGAAUCUGAGCUCUGUAAGACAAGUCAAAGAAAUUAUCCAUCAAUUCAUUUUGGAACAGCAAAAGGGAAGUAGAGUACCACUCUGCAUUAAUCCUCAAUCAGCUGCUUUCAAAAGCUUCAUCAGCUCCACAGUGGCUCAGCCCUCUGAAAUGCCUCCAUCUCCGCUGGUGUGGGAAUAGCUACUGUUUUGUGUCGUUGUUUUUCCUGACUGACAAGCUGCUAAACUGGGAACAAGAAAGGGUCUCAGUGUCUUCUGUCAUCUGUGUAGCAUUUCACUGGAGAACAGGACUCACAGGUCUGCUGGGUCUAUGCUGAAAAAUGGAAUCAAAGAAAGGUCCACUGAUAAUUGCUUUAUGGAAAUUAAUGACAGAAAAGCUCUGUAUAAUGCUUUGUACAGAAUUUUUCUAAACAAACUGAGAACAUACACACAUCAUACAUAUAUAUAUA
This is a messenger RNA of Haplochromis burtoni (Burton's mouthbrooder), 3108 nucleotides long. It is a transcript of the gene nlk2, whose product is annotated as nemo-like kinase, type 2. Lineage: Eukaryota; Metazoa; Chordata; Actinopteri; Cichliformes; Cichlidae. The record is from RefSeq and is a predicted model, not a curated record. Gene Ontology annotation, biological process: intracellular signal transduction; protein phosphorylation. Gene Ontology annotation, cellular component: nucleus; cytoplasm. Gene Ontology annotation, molecular function: ATP binding; MAP kinase activity.